AUGGCAUCUUGGGAGGCUUCCGAAGCAUCCUUCUUCAGCCUGAGUGGUGUAAGAGAGCGGAUGCGGGAGAAGAAAAUCGGUGCCUUGAGGACUGCGAAGUUGAAUGCCUCGCUUGCAUCAAAAAUCAAAAAGAAAAACAUUAACAACUCCUCCACUAUUAAAGUCUCCCUAAAGCACAACAAUAAAGCACUGGCCCUGGCCCUCAAUGCAGAGAAAGCCAAUGCACAGCGUCUCACCCAGGAGAAGACCAUCUUGCAGAAGGAGGUAGAGCAGUGCCACUUCCAGAACGCUGUGCUGCGGCACAAGCUCUCCUUCCUGAAUAACAUCUUGAAAGAAUUUGAAAACCUUAUGUCUGCAGUUAAGGUGGCCCGUCUCUCUGAGUUUCAUACAAGUUCUGCAUCCUUACCCAAUGGCCACAUGAGCAGCAUGACUGAAGAUAGCUGGGCCAAUGGUAUUGCAGAUGGUCAGCUUGUGAGGGCUGCAGGGAUGCCAAUGAGGGUGCCCAUUCCCAAGCUGUGUGAUGCAGGACAGCAAGGUGGCAGCUUCACAGCAGUACAGACAUCCUCACUAGAUCUUCAGAGACCUGCUUCUAAUGAGCCCCUGGAAAUUGUGCCUGUUGCCUCCAAAGACACUUUGCCACCACAACCUGCUGAGAAGCCUCAGUCCCACUGGGAGGAGAAUGAGAAGAAGCCAACUAAAGCAAUGGAAGUACAAGAGGCUUUUCUUGAUUCUGACAUCUUUGGAGCAUUUGCCUGUGAAAGUCACCCUCUUUCAUGUGAGGGCAAUGAGAUGGCAAAACAGUUAUUUGAUCGUCUCUCACAAGGGCAUGUUACUCAGAGGAGAAAACGUUCCACACUGUUUGCAACAAGCACUCCAUCUUCUGGUGUGGAUAUCUUCCCAUGUCUCAGUUCCACUCAGGCUGAUCGGUGGAGUAUCACAAAGGACGGCAGCAGCUCCAGCAAGAGCAACACACAGCCACAGCUGAAAUCUCCCAGCUCUCUGGUUUCACCUACUCAAACCACUGUUAUUCCUGGUAGAAAAUCUUUGGGUAAAGAGAUUUUCUGUGAUCAGCCACAGGCUAAAGAAACUGGGUGUGGCGUUGAAACAGAUCCCAGCUGUAUCCAAGUCCCUGAGUUUGUUCCUAUAAAGGUUAAAAGCAAAGGUAACUGUAAAACUGGUAAGAAAACAACUGUUAAAAAAGCGAGCACGGAGAAAAAGAAAACAAAUGCAAUUAGAAACAAUGCAGAAAGCAGUCCUGAUCUACUUCAAGGUGAAAAGAGUGCUCAAAAUGCAAAGAAGCUUCUUCAGCUAAAAGUUGCAACCUGUUCUAGUGAGUCUGAAGUUUCUGAGGUGGGGAAGAAGGCUUGUGUGGGGGCUUUCAACAGGAAGAACAGAGGCUGUGAUGUGGAGCAAUGUUCCUGCUCUGCUGAUGAAGUCCGAGAUCUCAGAAAACCACAUGUGGUGAAUCCAGCACACCUGCACAGUCUUGAAAGUGGUGACUUGCUGCAGCAGGUUAAGAAGGAAGUUAAUGUUGUGAUCCAAAGCAUGGAGAACUUGUCAAAACCCACAGUUCAUAGCUUCUCAAGUCACAACAUCCCCUCAGGUGAUUCCAGUCUACAAGAUUCACUUUUGAGGAAAGAGACCUCAAGUGCCCGUGCUUUGCAAGAGGACUCAAGUGUGAACACAAAGAGCAUCAGACAGAAAAUCAACAGAAAAACUAACAUAAUUAGGCAAAUAGAUGACUCUGAUGAGGAGAAUCUCCCAAACAGCGUGAAAAUACCAGAGGCCAAAGCUGAAGAACAGCCUAAAAGAAGGCGGACAAGCAGGAAAAAGACUGUCAGGAAAAGCAGUUGUAGUGAUCAGAGAAAGGAAGCUGAUGUUUUCGGGCCAUGUAUAGAUGUUCAAGGAAUAGCUAAGGAGAGCACAAAGGAUUUGCCAGGUAAUCUUAAACGUAGCAGGAAAACUUACAUUGUCUGUCCCUUGGAUCUUGCAGAAAACAUGGCAUGUGUCCAGACAGAUUUUGAAGGGGGUGAAAUUGUACCUCCCAGGUCUAUUCCUGGUAGCAAACCUAGCAAAAUCCCCAGAGUUCAGAGGGCGGUAGCUGCUCAGAGCAGUAGAAAACAGACAGGAGGCCUUCAAGAAAAGGGACAAGCUAAAGUUGACAACAAUGUGAAUGCUUCAGAAAAAGAGGCUUAUCCCAAACCAAAGCCUCAGAGGAAGAGGAACACCUCCAGUCCUCCAGAGACUGAUUCCCUGGCCAGACAAAGUGAUGGUGCCAAGGUGCUCAUUGGCAGUUCAGCAGAACUUGCAUCCAAGCAAACUGUCCUGACACACAAGUUUUCCUGCAUUACAGAUCUGCUGCCUGAGCCAGAUGCCUUCCUGGAGGAGCAGAUAGCUGAGAUAUCACUUACAAAUAAUCUUAUGGACACUUCACACAGUCUUGAAUCCUCCUCUGUGACUUGUUCUGUAGCUUUGCCUGUCAGCUCCGGGCUUACAGAUGUACUGGUUUCCAAGAGCUUAAGUACUGGGGGCAACAGAAUGCCAGAGAAAUCCUCUGUUUGGCCAGAAAGCUCCGCGAUACUGAAAGAAAAAACUGCAGAGGAAAUACCUGGGGAAAGAAACCAGGCUGAGUCAAGUUCUCGCAGCACACCAUCACAGGAACCUGAGAUCAGGCCACUACAGGACUUGACUAAUGCGAGGACUUUGCCUUCCUCCAGCUUGGAAGAAGUGUCAGGGCGCUCAUCCAGGCGGAGACAACAUCCAGCCUGCUACGCAGAGCCAAAACUCAACAGAUACAAGUACCUAAACAAGUAG
Charadrius vociferus (killdeer) is the source of this 2814-nucleotide messenger RNA. RefSeq names its product shugoshin-like 2. Bases 1 to 2814 code for a protein of 937 amino acids. The transcript is spliced from 8 exons. The record is from RefSeq and is a predicted model, not a curated record. Gene Ontology annotation, cellular component: chromosome, centromeric region. NCBI's taxonomy places the organism in Eukaryota, Metazoa, Chordata, Aves, Charadriiformes, Charadriidae.